AUGCUUAAACUUGAUAGUGUUGUACCUUCAUCACCUGCAUGGACAACACCAACAAAUGAUGGUGGUUCAAAAAUAACUGCUGGUGAAAGUGAACCAAGUUCAACAACUGAUCGAGUUAAAAUAACUGAAUAUCCAAAUGGACAAGCACCAAGAUUUGUUAAAAAAUUAACAGAUACAAGUACAUCUCUUAAUGGUGAAGUAGCAUUUACAAUUAAAUUUGAUGCUAAUCCAGCACCUGAACUUGGGAUAGUGAUAAUAACUCAAAGAUUUCAUGUUAAAACACCACCUAAACUUACACGAGAACCAGAAGAACAACGUGUUCCAUUGGGUGAAACAUCAAAAGUUAAAAAAGAUGAUCAAUCAUCAGCUGAUGAUGAUCGUGUACAUACUGAACGAGAAGAUGCUGGUACAUAUGCAAUUAAUGUUGCUAAUGAUUCAGGAUCAUGCAAUGUUCCUUUGAAAGUUAAAAUCAUUGCACCACCACUUCCUCCAACUGGUCCACUUGAAAUAUCAAAUGUAUCGAAAGAUCGUGCAACACUUUCAUGGAAACCACCAAAAGAUGAUAGUGGUAGUAAAGUAACUGGUUAUGUUGUUGAACGACGUGAUACAUCAAAAGGAGCCGAUGUUUGGAUACCAGUUACACAAGCAUGUAAUGAAACAACAUUUACUGUUCCAUCAUUACUUGAUGAACAUGAAUAUGAUUUCCGUGUUAUGGCUAUUAAUGAAAAUGGCACUAAACUACCUGGUUCACCUGGACAACCAAAUAUCACUGGAAUGACAAAUAAUACUGUCACACUUAAUUGGGAUAAACUAACUUCCGAUGAUGAUGUUCCUAUAAGUGGUUAUUGGAUUGAAAAACGUGAAGGAAAUACUGAUAAAUGGAUGCCAGUCAAUAUGUCAAUCAACACAUUUUACAGUACCAUCAUUAGUCGAAGAUCAUAUUUAUGAAUUUCGUGUUACAGCUGAAAAUGAAGCUGGAAAAGGAACAC
Molecule: messenger RNA, 989 nt
Organism: Adineta steineri
Lineage: Eukaryota; Metazoa; Rotifera; Eurotatoria; Adinetida; Adinetidae
Source: the annotation of a GenBank genome assembly